AUGACUUCACGCAAACCUCGGAGACAGAAUAAUCACAAUCCUAUUAACCUCACCGAUUAUGAAUCUGACGCCCCAUACUAUUCCGACAUGCAGCAACAAGCUGCACCCCCGCUCCACUCGAACGAAGAGCUCAACCUCUCUGUUAUCCGCCGCCACAAGCCCUCAGUGACCUCCAUCCUCUCACUUGCCCCCUACGCAGUUGUCUACAUCUUCAGCCCCACUACAAAACAAUGGGAAAAGAAUGGAGUUGAAGGAACACUCUUUGUGUGUCAGGAAACACAAGGUGGCCUAGGCGAAGAGCGCUACACUGCCUUCGUGCUAAACCGCCGCGGGUUGAACAACUUCGACCUUCCUCUCACCGAUGGCGAGAAUGUCGAAAUUACAGAUGAAUAUGUGAUUCUCAAAGCCGAAGAAAGUGCCGAAGGCGAAGCGGGACAGAAUGGCAUCGCCGACCCCUUGCACCCGCAGAAUGUGCCCAACAACCAGACCGGCGGCACGAACAACGUGCGCAUCUACGGUCUCUGGAUCUACUCAGAGCCGCCGCCAAACUCCACCGCGGAGAGUCGCACCAUAAAUGCCCACAUGAUUCUCGAGUGUGCCACCCACGCGGGGGAGAGCAUGAAGCUAGCUCGCGAGCGCCUCGAGGCUAUGCGCCAGACCAGCUUGCACGUUGCGGCAGUGGCGGCUUCCUCACAGGCUCCCCCGAUGGAGGAAAUACAGGCUGGCGUGCCUAUGGGCCGUCAGAUUUCGCUGAAGGAUCUGUUUGGUCAGCAGCGCGCCCAGGACGACGCUUGGAGUGUGCGCGCACACCAUAUGGGCCCCGAGCAGCACCCGCAGCCAUACCCACAGCAGCCCCCACAGCAGCCUAACUAUCAACACAUGAUGCCUCACCAGAUGCCACCCCCUACUCCCCCGCCGCAGCCGCAAUCCGAUGUGCUAGGAGAUCUAUUCCGGAGGGCAGGACUAGCUCAACAAGUCAAUGGGCAGGGGCAAUAG
Penicillium samsonianum is the source of this 996-nucleotide messenger RNA. Its product is annotated as Dcp1 family protein. The record is from RefSeq and is a predicted model, not a curated record. Gene Ontology annotation, biological process: positive regulation of catalytic activity; deadenylation-dependent decapping of nuclear-transcribed mRNA; deadenylation-independent decapping of nuclear-transcribed mRNA. Lineage: Eukaryota; Fungi; Ascomycota; Eurotiomycetes; Eurotiales; Aspergillaceae. Gene Ontology annotation, molecular function: mRNA binding; enzyme activator activity. Gene Ontology annotation, cellular component: P-body. The transcript has a single exon. The coding region runs from base 1 to 996 and encodes 331 amino acids.